Messenger RNA from Prunus armeniaca (apricot), 408 nucleotides. The record is from the annotation of a GenBank genome assembly. Lineage: Eukaryota; Viridiplantae; Streptophyta; Magnoliopsida; Rosales; Rosaceae.
AUGGCUUCUGCAACCCAACCCAACCUCCUCCUCUGUUUCUUCCUGCUUUUUCUCUACUUGGGUCCAUUUGUCAGCGCGCAGAUUGAAGAGACCAGCUUGAAGUUGGUGGCAGAGGCUCUGGAGUGGCCUGGUUCUACAAUGUCACCGCUCUACGACGAGCUCGAUGAGGCGGAGGAGGAAGACGGCGGCGAGGACAUGGAGCUGGACAUAGAACAUGGGUACGCGCGCAGAUCUCUGUUCUGGCGGAGAAUGAAGUACUACAUUUCGUACGGGGCUCUCUCGGCCAACCGCAUCCCCUGCCCGCCAAGGUCAGGGAGGUCUUAUUACACCCACAACUGCUUCAAAGCCAGAGGCCCUGUUCAUCCGUACAGCCGAGGCUGCUCUAGGAUCGCCAGAUGCAGACGGUGA